Messenger RNA from Mollisia scopiformis, 1334 nucleotides. RefSeq lists its product as uncharacterized. NCBI's taxonomy places the organism in Eukaryota, Fungi, Ascomycota, Leotiomycetes, Helotiales, Mollisiaceae. The transcript has 2 exons. The record is from RefSeq and is a predicted model, not a curated record. Bases 59 to 1288 code for a protein of 409 amino acids.
CUUUUCUCAAUUCUAAUUAUUCCUCAACCUUUCUCGUUCUCCAUACUUUGAAAUCACAAUGCUAGCCUCAAGAACUACCAGAGCAGCAGCUCGCUCACUACGAGCUCCAGUGCGUGCAAAUGCACGACAAAUUCGCUUUGCAAGCACCGAUUCUACCUAUUCAUCCUCAUCCUCCUCCUCAGCAAUCAACUCCCAAGCCGUAAUCGGCGGCAUCGUAGGCGGCAGUCUCGUCUUCCUCGCAGGCUACGGCUACUACCACACCUCAGGCGCCAAAACCUUCGUGAACGCCGCCCAAAAGACCAAAUCAGAACUCAACAACAUAACCCAAAAACUGUCCUCCUCGGCCCCGGAACCAAACCAAGCCCUCAAAUGGCUGCGCUCAACCGCCACCUCGUACGCCUCCUUCAUCCCGGGCGCGAAAUCAUAUGUCGAUUCCGCAUUCAACGACCUAGAGAAGAUCCAAGCCAAGCAUGGAAAGGAGGUCGAUGAUAUUGUCAACAAAGCCUACAACGACCUCAAGGACGUGAGCAAGAAAGGCGGGGUGGAUAUGCAGACCGCAUCUAAGAGCUGGACCAUCAUCGAGGAAGCUAUUUCCGAGCUCGGGAAACUGAGCGUUGAUUCCGCAUCCGAGAUCCUGGACAACCAUCCCAAGCUCAAGGAGCAAGUUGGCGGGAACCUAGACCAGCUGAAAAGCAUGGCGGAUUCCUACGGGCCCGAAGCAAAGAAGGAGCUCGAAGCUACGUACCAGCAGAUCAAGGAUGUGCUGAAAGCAGGCGUGGGUUUCGACACCGUGGACAAGAUCAAGAAACUCGUGGAGGAAAAAACAGAGAAGGUAAAAGGAAUGGGAGACGAGGCCUGGAAAAGGGGAAUCGAGAGCGCGAAACCGUAUCUCGACAAGAACCCCGAGAUCAAGAAGAUAGUCGAGGAUAAUAAAGACGCUCUUCGAAAGGGCAACGUAGCUGAGGUCCUCAAGAAGAUUUCCGAGGCUCUCUAUAACAAGGAUCCGGAGAGCUUAAAGCAGUACAUCAAGCAAGCGGGCGAGAAGGCGAAGCAGAGCGCUGGUGGGUUUGAUAUUAGCGGCAGUUUGGAGCAGUAUGCGAAGAUGAUUCCGGGUGGAGAGGAGAUCUUGCCUAAGUUGAAGAAGUUACAGGAGGUGGCGAAGAGUAGGGGGGAUGAUGCGGAGAAGAUUCUUAAGGGCGCGUAUCAGGAUGUGCAGGAUGUUUUGCAGAAGAGGACUAAAGAGGUCGAGAGGUUGGCUGAGGAGGCGAAGAAGGAUGCUAAGAAGUAGGGAGAGUUGGUUGGGCUGUGAAGCAUAUGGCGGCGUUGAGUGUUGG